AGAGGCAGGGGUGACAGACUGGCCGGCAGGCUGUGCCCCUGAGACUGGAUCAGCCGGAAAGAAGGAAGGGGCUAAAACAUUUCACACCGGAAGUCACAGGUGGCACAGCCUCCUCAGCAGCCACCAGCAAUAAUGUUCUUCCUGCUUGCCUGCAUGCUGGCUGUCUUCCCAGUGGUCUCCAUGAAGAGUCCCAUAUUUGGCCCCCAGGAGGUGAGCAGAGUGGAAGGUGAUUCAGUGUCCAUCCAGUGCUUUUACCCCCCCAGCUCCGUCAACCGGCACACCCGCAAGUACUGGUGCCAGCAAGGGGCCAGCGGCCACUGCACGACCCUCAUCUCCUCCACGGGCUAUGUCUCCAAGGACUAUGUGGGCAGAGCCAACCUCACCAACUUCCCAGAGAAUGGCACAUUCGUGGUCAACAUUGCCCAGCUCACCCAGAAUGACUCCGGGCGCUACAAGUGUGGUCUGGGCCUCAAUAUCCGAGGCCUGUCCUUCGAUGUAAGCCUGGAGGUCAGCCAGGGUCCUGAGCUUACAAAUGACACAGAAGUCUACACAGUAGACCUGGGCGGAUCAGUAACCAUCAACUGCCCUUUCAACCGUGAGAAUGCUGAGAAGAGGAAGUCCUUGUGCAAGAAGACAGGCGAGGACUGCGAGCUAGUUAUUGACUCCAAUAAUAAUGUGAACCCCAGCUAUAGUGGCAGAGCAAGCCUUCUUAUUCAGGGCACCAGCCAGUUAGUAUUCAGCGUUGUCAUUAACCGACUCAGGCUCAGUGAUGCUGGGCUGUAUGUCUGCCAGGCCGGGGAUGAUUCCGAUGGUGAUAAGAAGAAUGCUGACCUCCAAGUGCUAAAGCCCGAGCCUGAGCUGGUUUAUGGAGACCUGGGGGGCUCAGUGAACUUUGAUUGUGCUCUAGGCACUGAGGAGGCAGAUGUGGCCCAAUUUCUGUGCCAGGCGAGCAGUGGAGACACCUGUGAUGUGGUCAUCAAUACCCUGGGGACGAGGGCUUCAGGCUUUGAGGGCAGGAUCCUGCUCAAUACCACAGAGAAGAAUGGCCUCUUCAGUGUGCUGAUCACAGGCCUGAGGAAGGAGGAUGCAGGGAGCUACCUGUGCGGAGCCCACCCCGAGGGUCUGCUGCAGGAAGGCUGGCCCAUCCAAGAGUGGCAACUCUUCGUCAAUGAGGAGACCGUGAUUCCCCGUAGUCCCUCUGUGGUGAAGGGCGUAACAGGAGGCUCUGUGGCUGUGCUCUGCUCCUACAACCCUAAGGAAGACAACAGCCUCAAGUACUGGUGUCGCUGGGAAGGGACUCAGAAUGGCCAGUGCUCGCUGCUGGUGCAGAGUGAGGGGCUGGUUCAGGAACAGUAUGAGGGCAGGCUUGCACUGUCUGAAGAGCCAGGCAAUGGCACCUACACGGUCAUACUCAACCAGCUCACCACCCAGGAUGCUGGCUUCUACUGGUGUCUGACCAACGGUGAUAAUCGCUGGAGGACCGUCAAGGAGCUCAAGCUUGUUGAAGGAAAACCCAACCUCAAGGUACCAGAGAAUGUCACUGCUGUUCUGGGAGAGACUCUGAAGCUUCCCUGCCACUUCCCGUGCAAAUUCUACUCCCAUGAGAAAUACUGGUGCAAAUGGAGCAACCAGGGCUGCCAAGUCCUGCCCAGCCAAGAUGAAGGCCCCAGCCAGGCCUUUGUGAACUGCGACCAGAGUAGCCGGCUCAUCUCCUUGACCCUGAGCUCAGUCAGCAGGGCGGAUGAGGGCUGGUAUUGGUGUGGAGUGAAGCGUGGCCACUUCUAUGGAGAGACAGCAGCCGUCUACGUGGCGGUGGAGGAGAACGUGGAAGGGUCCUCCGGUGUCAGCAAUGAGGUGGUAGAGUCAAUUGUCAGGGGGAGAGAGAACAAAGCCAUGCAGAAUCCCAGGCUUUUUGCAGAGGAAAGCGUGGUAGAGGAUGCAGCAGACCAAGCCAGUGGCAGCAGAGCAUCCUCGGAUCUCAGCAGCUCUGAGGGACAAGGCAGGAGCUCCAGAGUGCUGGUCUCCACCCUGGUGCCCCUGGGCCUGGUGCUGGCGCUGGGGGUCGUGGCUGUGGGGGUGGCCAGAGCCCGGCACAGGAAGAAUGUUGACCGGCUUUCCAUUAGAAGCUACAGGACAGACAUGAGCAUGUCGGACCUCAGGAACUCCAGGGAUUUUGGAGCCAAUGACAACAUAGGAGCCUCUCCAGACACUCAGGAGACAUCCCUUGCAGGAAAAGAUGAGUUUGCUGCCACCACUGAGAGCACCAUGGAAAUCAUAGAACCCAAGAAGGCAAAAAGGUCAUCCAAGGAGGACGCCGAGAUGGCCUACACAGCCUUUCUGCUCCAGUCCAACAGCGUGGCCACCGAGGUCCAGGACGGCCCCAGGGAUGCCUAGGCAGUGCCGGCUGCUGCCCCCCACAAUCCCAUGACAAUCACCUUCAGAAUCACAUUGAUCCUCGGGCCCUCAGCUCCAGGGGGCUCCACUGCCUGCACUCACACUCACCUAGGCUUUUCCUACCUGUCCUCAGAGGUGUGCUGGUCCCUUUGUAAGUGGCAUCAAAGCCUGGCCUAAUUUGAAGGUGGGUGUCCUGUCCCUGUUGGGGGUGGGUGGCAUGAGGAACUCCCACCCGCAGCUUAUUUCUAUUGAGAGAACCUAAGGUGCGGAAGAGAACUAAGCUCACAGAGGAGCCUCUGAAAGAAGAAAGACCAGGGUGGGAUGGGAGCCAGUUUCAGAAAGCAGAGACAUUUAGAGCCUCUCUCUGCACCCUUAUUGUGGGAUGUCAAUGGGAUUUUUCCCUCCACUCCAUCCUGCCCUCCCUUCCUUCCUCUCUUCUCUUUCCUUCAUUCAAAAGAUGUAUCUGAAUACGUACUAGAAUCCAGGUGCUCUGCUAGACUCUGGAACAGAUAAGCCUCAGGCCCCCGCUGGCAGCCUUUCUGUAAACAUCGCUGAACCCUGGAAAGCCGCAGCUCCUCUCAGUUAUUUAUACUCACAAAGGCCUGAAAUUCUCACCAGAUAUCCUCACCUCUGCCCUUAUUGGGGACAUCAUAAAAUGUCAGGAGUCCAAAGCCCUUAGGGAUCCUAUAUGAUGGGCAUACAUACAAGGAACCAUAAACACACAUUCUUACAUUGCACAGGUGAGCAAAUUGAGGUCCUGAGAGGCAAAGUUUUUCUCAAGGGCAUCCGGGGAGAUAAACUAGCAUCAAACUAGAUUUGGCUUCUACAAGAGCCCCCACCCCCUGUUGGAGGCAGAGUUUUAGAAUAAGGAGAAGGAGGAGGAGGAAGAAGAGAAAAAUGCAGAGACUGAUCUUUCCCAGGCCCCAUCUCAGGGAAGAUGACCCUUUCCCUUUCUGUCACUCUCCCAGAUCUAAGAUCAAAGAAAGGUCAAACACUCAUAGCCUCUCAUAUCUGAAGAGUUCAAGUGGAAGGGAAGGAAAGAGGGUGUUUGACAAUGCUGGGAGGGACUGGUCUCCAAAGAGCCAAAGCUUCAGGACUUUUUCCCUCUGAGCUCUGUACUUCAGCUAGCAUCUGGUACUUGCUGACAAAUCAGAAUGUGACUCAAUUAAUAAUUAAAGACUGUGAUUGCCACCAA
Molecule: messenger RNA, 3589 nt
Organism: Cynocephalus volans (Philippine flying lemur)
Lineage: Eukaryota; Metazoa; Chordata; Mammalia; Dermoptera; Cynocephalidae
Gene: PIGR
Product: polymeric immunoglobulin receptor
Exons: 11
Coding region: 133-2394 (753 amino acids)
Cellular component (GO): plasma membrane
Molecular function (GO): transmembrane signaling receptor activity
Source: RefSeq, a predicted model, not a curated record